Trichoderma gamsii is the source of this 1587-nucleotide messenger RNA. RefSeq lists its product as hypothetical. NCBI's taxonomy places the organism in Eukaryota, Fungi, Ascomycota, Sordariomycetes, Hypocreales, Hypocreaceae. Gene Ontology annotation, biological process: transmembrane transport; carbohydrate transport. Gene Ontology annotation, molecular function: carbohydrate:proton symporter activity. Gene Ontology annotation, cellular component: membrane. The transcript has 5 exons. The record is from RefSeq and is a predicted model, not a curated record. Bases 1 to 1587 code for a protein of 528 amino acids.
AUGUGGAACCGCCAGGGCUGGAAGUCCAUGUCGAGACAGCAGUUGUUGAGACUUGUUACAACUGCCUCCGCCGUUGCCAUCUCCUACGAAGGCAUCAGUCAGGGCGUCAUGGGAGCUGUGACCGUUGCACCCGAUUUUGGGCGGCGUAUGGGAUAUACAAACGAUGGAAACGAAGUUAUCAAACCCACGCUGCAGGGCGGCAUCGCCGCCAUUGGCUCUCUAUUCGCAGCCUUUUGGGCUGGCAGCUUCUCUGACAACUACGGUCGGAUCAAGGGCAUGUGGAUGGCCUGCUUCUGGUGCAUGGCGGGGGUCAUCCUGCAAGCCUCUGCCGUCAACCUCGCACACAUGCUUUGCGCACGUUUCGUUGCCGGCAUGGGUGUGGCAUUCAUACUUGUCAUUGCGCCUAUGUGGACUGCCGAGCUCUCUGCUGCAUCACAUAGAGGCAAACAAAUCGCCCUCACAUUCUUGGCUAAUUUCUCUGGUAUCGCCCUCGCCGCAUGGAUCGGCUUCGGCACGUCUUUUACUGAGGCAGGCGGUGGACAGUUUCGCUGGCGGUUCGAGUUCGCGAUUCAGGUCAUUCCCGUUAUCGCCCUGGCCAUACUGAGCCUUUUGGUCCCGGAAUCCCCGCGAUGGCUGGUCAAGGCUGGUAGACCUGAUGAAGCAUUGGAAAUUAUUGCAAAACUGCGCGGGAAUGGUGACGCCGAACACCCCGACGCGCAGAAGGAAUAUCGAGAGAUUGUGACCGUAGUAGAAGAGGAGUCUCAGUAUGCCAAAACCAACUACUUCAAGAUGUUCUUUGGUAUCGGGUCUGGAGACAUUCAUCUUGGCCGCCGUAUCCAGCUGGCUUUCUGGCUCCAGGUGCUCAUGCAGUACGGUACUGGAAUCGCCGCUGUCGUUAUAUAUUCUGGAACAAUCUAUCGCACAGCCGGCUUUGGUAAUGUCAAGUCCGGCUGGCUGUCCGCUUUGCUGAUGCUGGUUGGUAUCCUCGGUACUGCCAUCGCAGCCUUUACCAUCGACAGGGUCGGCCGUCGACGUACCCUUUACUGGGGUGCCAUAGCCCUCAGUAUCACGCUGUUCAUCAUCGGCGGCCUAUUCCGGGGAGCCAUCGACAACCCUGACAAGGCUACCCAGUACGGCACGGCAGCUGCAGCCAUGGUGUUUGUCUAUCUCUUGAUCUUCAGUUCUUCUUGGCUGUUGAUACCUUUCAUAUAUCCGACCGAGAUCUUUCCCACCUGGCUCCGAGCCAAGGGGAACGCAUUUGGUGUGGCCGGCUGGGCUAUUGGCUAUGGUGGAGGUUCUCUCUUGGUGCCUGUCAUGUUUUCUGGCAUUAACGAAAAGACUUUCUACGUUUUUGGAGCUGCCAUGUUUGCAUAUAUUCCCUUGGUAUACUGCUUCCUUCCCGAAACUGCUGGCCGUACAUUGGAAGAGAUGGACUAUCUGUUUGCCAGUAAGAGUGCGUUCACUUGGGACGAGGAGAAAGAAUUUGCUAAGCGUACGGCUCUCUUGCAUGAGAGAUUGAACAAAGGGGACGGGAGCGACACGAGCGCACAGGAGAAGUCAAUUGAAUCGCAUACGGAGGUAGUAUAA